Geosmithia morbida is the source of this 222-nucleotide messenger RNA. RefSeq lists its product as uncharacterized. The record is from RefSeq and is a predicted model, not a curated record. NCBI's taxonomy places the organism in Eukaryota, Fungi, Ascomycota, Sordariomycetes, Hypocreales, Bionectriaceae. Bases 1 to 222 code for a protein of 73 amino acids. The transcript is spliced from 2 exons.
AUGGCCAUGGGUCCCGACCUCUGCCUCCAGGUGCUCAGGCUUCUGGCCUCGCAGAGUGUAGGUGUAGAGCUGGGAAGCCGUCGCUUCCGUCAGAUGGCGAAGCGUGCCAUCGCUCAGGGCUAUCGUGGCAAGCUGCGGGCAGCAGGGCAGGAAAUAGCCGUGCGCGUUGUCGUGAAAGACGUCGACGAUCUCGAAGACGUUAUCGGAGGGCACAGCGGCUGA